This is a messenger RNA of Dibothriocephalus latus, 549 nucleotides long. Lineage: Eukaryota; Metazoa; Platyhelminthes; Cestoda; Diphyllobothriidea; Diphyllobothriidae. The record is from the annotation of a GenBank genome assembly.
AUGAGUGAGACUGGCACCAUCACUGAACACGCCCAAGCAACUCAGUACGCAGCCUCCUGGGUGUCACUUCACCCGCAAGCGGACUUGCCCUCGAAUGAGCUUAGCAUCGGUUGCGGUGUCUCGACCUCAACGCUGCCUGCUGCCCCCAAAACCUCCACAUCUUUGUGUCAUGCAAAUUCGGUUGCCGUAGAGACCACAGUUGACCUAAUGAAUUUUAAUGAUAGCAAUGCCGGCAAUUGUUGCUGGUCCCCAGCGGAUAGUUUUGCGCAUAUGCAAACUCAGACCACUGGCGACGCGGAGCUAGAUCAGUGGCUGAACAGUGUUCACACACAGACUGUCUUUCAACAGACCCCUCCUGAUGCCAAUGCCUCGUCUUCCACCAAUUGGCUUUCACCUGGGAACGGAGUUUGCGUGGGAGUCAAUACGGAUCUGCGCACGCCUGACGGAUGUAACCAGUUUGUCUUCUCGCACGAAGCCCUUGUUUCAGUCCAACAUUCUCCCGCAUUUCCCCCUCAUUCCUGUUCGGCCUUCCUCUUCCCAAGGUUGUGA